AUGCAAAUAAUAAAAGAACGAGACUCUUUCCUAUCCAAUUUUGAAGUAUAUGAUCACCUCAAACAUAUCAAGCAAAAGUACAACUGGACAUUUUCUCCCGAAGAAGAACUUGCACUCCAACAAGAUCAACAACAAGACAACUACCAUAAAAAACACCAUCAGAAACAAAAGAACCGAUUUACAGCCUGCGGUCUAGAUUUAGAAGUAGCUACGCGAGAUGUACUUCAGUUCAUGGAAAAUAAUGCAGAAAUAACACAAGUUGAUGUUGGUAGUUUCAAACAACUCAUGUUGUUUUUGAAUCAAUUUGAAUUGAUGAAAGUUGAGAAAUUACAAAUUGUAAAUGCUUUGCCUAGAUCCUUAGUUGUUUUGUAUUUGUUAGUUGAAGAUUGUGAAGAGAGAUUUAGUGUUGAGAUAUGUGAAGAGAUUGUGGGGAAGAUUAAUGAACUAUUUCCAUUAGAAGAGGGUGAUCAAGAGGAUGGCGAGGAUGGCGAGGAAGAAGCGGAAGGCGAAGUGGAAAGUGAAGUGGUGGGUGAAGAGGAAAAUUUACAGAACGAUGAAGAGAUGGAGUAG
Messenger RNA from Lodderomyces orthopsilosis Co 90-125, 570 nucleotides. RefSeq names its product DNA-directed RNA polymerase III subunit. Gene Ontology annotation, molecular function: nucleotide binding. Gene Ontology annotation, cellular component: RNA polymerase III complex. NCBI's taxonomy places the organism in Eukaryota, Fungi, Ascomycota, Pichiomycetes, Serinales, Debaryomycetaceae. The coding region runs from base 1 to 570 and encodes 189 amino acids. The transcript has a single exon. Gene Ontology annotation, biological process: transcription initiation at RNA polymerase III promoter. The record is from RefSeq and is a predicted model, not a curated record.